AUGGCCAUAGUCGUGGGUGCGGCCGAAUACGGAGAAAUCGAUUCCCGACUCGCGGAAAUAGUGCACGAGCACUAUACAAUCGAUGCCUGCAUUGUGCUGUCUGGUAUAUGCCACUUCCAGCCAUUCGGAAGAGAGACCAAGCAGCUCCUGCUUCACGGCUGCCGUUUUAUUGUCUCAGUGUCUCCUGGCUGUAGAAUGGUUGCGGGCCAGGAGACACGCGAACCCGUCACGGCCGACAAGGCCGAAGCUAUGGUCGACAUGGCCUUGUCACUGGCUUUAGCCAGCAUAUCGAAAAAUUUCUUCGACGACAGCCCUUUUCCGGCCAAGGCGCCGCAACGCAAAUCGUUUGUCAAUCCGGCUGAUCCGGUCUUGGGCAUCGCUGGUAUGGGAGAGGUCGGCAAAUACGUAUCGAGAAUGGCAGCGUCGCGGAAGAUUCGCGUGAAGUACUUUGAUAAAAGUCGCCUGGGCAUUGAUGGCGAGGCAUAUUAUCAGGCGUGGUAUUGCCGCUCGGUUGAGGAGCUGAUUUCGGAGUCGGACGUAGUGUUCAACUCUACGUUACUCGAUUCAACCGAACGGAACGUGGCACCGAAAAAGAUCGUCCCGAAGGAUAGCACGUUGCCCAUCAAGGUAUAA
Molecule: messenger RNA, 633 nt
Organism: Purpureocillium takamizusanense
Lineage: Eukaryota; Fungi; Ascomycota; Sordariomycetes; Hypocreales; Ophiocordycipitaceae
Product: Glyoxylate reductase
Exons: 2
Coding region: 1-633 (210 amino acids)
Molecular function (GO): NAD binding
Source: RefSeq, a predicted model, not a curated record